Didymosphaeria variabile is the source of this 729-nucleotide messenger RNA. Its product is annotated as pre-rRNA-processing protein esf1. The record is from RefSeq and is a predicted model, not a curated record. NCBI's taxonomy places the organism in Eukaryota, Fungi, Ascomycota, Dothideomycetes, Pleosporales, Didymosphaeriaceae. Bases 1 to 729 code for a protein of 242 amino acids. The transcript is spliced from 3 exons.
AUGAUUCUCGACCAAGCAUUCGAUUCGAAAGGCCAAUUCACACUCCGGGCUCCGGUACGAUUCAUACGCGAUCGCAUUCUAGACACGGAGUGGAAGAAGAAUUAUGCCUGGAGACCUUUUCUUGACCCACUCAUCAUCGGAUUAGGAGACCAGCAGCUCAUUACUGGCUACGCGGUGUUGCUCAGCGGCUGGAUAAAGGUCUUCCAGAAUUCGUUCGAAGUCCAAGGUGCCCAUUUCGUUCUUGUCCUCUACAUCUGCGCUCUGUCCUCCUCAUCGCACCUUGCCGCCCUGAUCACGCUGCGCAAGUACUUCCGGCGCUACCGUCUCAUCGCCAAGAUCCGCCUUACACUCGUCAUAGUCUUUGCAUGUUUUCUGCUCGCGUCCAUGAUUGCGGCCAUCAGGGCUCGUCCUAAGCUUGAAAGAAGAAGCAAAUCCAUGACCGUCCCAGCAAAUUUCGGAAUUGGCUUGUUCUAUGUACUCUUCCUAAAUCCUCUCGUUGCGUUUAUCAUCCAGCUUAUUCUGGCCUUGCUAUCGACCAUUUUGGUACUUAGUCAGAAGUUUUCGGUGCCCGAGGAAGCAGGCAAGUGGUGUGGACUACAAGAUGAAGCCGAGAAUGAGUGGGGUUUUGGGCAGACGCUGAGUGUGGUGAUGCUGCUGCUUCCGGCAAUGAGUGCGGCGCAGGCAUACUUGGAGGGGAGGCAGCAUAUCCAAGAAGGAAAGAAACCUUGA